AUGGCUCGUGUCUAUGCCGAUGUCAACGUGCGUUUGGGGCCCUCUUGGUAUGAUUAUGAGAGCUUGAGCGUAGACUGGAAUGUCCCCGAUAGAUAUGAGAUCGUCCGACGGAUCGGUGGCGGCAGGUAUUCAGAGGUGUUCGAGGGCAUCGACUCCUCCAACGAAGAGUCCUGUGUCAUCAAGGUCCUGAAACCCGUCGCAAAGAAGAAGAUCAAGCGGGAAAUAAAGAUCCUUCGCAAUCUCGCCGGUGGCCCGAACGUCAUCAGACUCAUGGACAUUGUCCACGAUCCACCUUCUCGCUCAAACAGUCUCAUCAUGGAGUAUGUCGAGAACACGGAGUGGAAGGAGAUGUACGCCACAAUAACGGAGAUGGAGAUCAAGUUCUAUCUCUUCCAGUUGCUGAGGGCGUUGGACUUCGUCCAUUCACGUGGGAUCAUCCAUCGGGAUGUGAAGCCGGGUAACAUCAUGUUCGACCGCACCCGUCGUAAGCUGCGCCUGAUCGACUGGGGCUUGGCGGAGUUCUAUCACCCCGGAACUGAGUUGCACAUUCGCGUUGCAUCUCGGUACUACAAAGGUCCAGAGCUCCUUGUGGGCUACAAGCACUAUGACUAUAGCUUGGACAUCUGGAGCGCCGGCUGUAUUCUGGCUGCGAUGCUCUUCCGCCGCGAACACUUCUUCCGCGGAAGGGAUAACGAGGAUCAGCUGCUCAAGAUCGUGAAAGUCCUCGGAACGGACGAUUUUGAGCGGUAUCUGACUCAGUACCGGCUCUUCUUCCAAACCUACAACGACGAUUUGCUGCAAAGCUAUGUGAAGCAGCCCUGGAACAGGUUUGUCACAGCGGACAACAAGCCGAAUGUCAGCGCCGAUGGCAUCGACCUUCUCGACAAGCUCCUGCGCUACAACCACCUCGACCGGCUCACCGCGUCCGAGGCGCUUGCGCAUGGUUUCUUCAGUACGUACAUUCUCGUGUGCCCUCCCACAGCCACCCCCUGUCACGCCUGUGAUAGACCUAUUUCAAGCCACCUAUUCUAUCCUCCCAGUGGCACAGAUGAACUGAUGAAUGGUCCUUACCUUUUCUCGCCCCGUGCCUCGCGGUUAUGCACCACAGAUGCCGUACGCCUCGAGACGCCCUCUAACCCCGCCGAGUGCGUGAGCGACUCGGGAUUCUAUUCGACAUGA
Messenger RNA from Dichomitus squalens LYAD-421 SS1, 1179 nucleotides. RefSeq names its product Pkinase-domain-containing protein. Gene Ontology annotation, cellular component: nucleus; protein kinase CK2 complex; cytosol. Gene Ontology annotation, biological process: protein phosphorylation. The record is from RefSeq and is a predicted model, not a curated record. Lineage: Eukaryota; Fungi; Basidiomycota; Agaricomycetes; Polyporales; Polyporaceae. The transcript is spliced from 7 exons. Gene Ontology annotation, molecular function: protein serine/threonine kinase activity; ATP binding. Bases 1 to 1179 code for a protein of 392 amino acids.